Molecule: messenger RNA, 6378 nt
Organism: Marmota monax (woodchuck)
Lineage: Eukaryota; Metazoa; Chordata; Mammalia; Rodentia; Sciuridae
Gene: Rgs8
Product: regulator of G protein signaling 8
Exons: 6
Coding region: 493-1035 (180 amino acids)
Source: RefSeq, a predicted model, not a curated record
AAGGUGCGGGAAACGUGCCAGGUCAGCUCUGCUCAGGGGCACCUCUUGCAUCCUGCCAAUGAGGAUGGGCGUGCAGACCGUGCCCGGGAGCCGAGCUGCCGCCUGCUGGGUGUAGGCUGCUUCAGUGUUUACUGGAUGUGACAAGCAGAGAGAAGAGCUUUCAGCAGGGCCGCUUGCUGCCUGGCUCAAGUGGUGGGAGGUGUGUUGUGCACGCAUGCCUGUGUAUGUAUGUGUGCGCGAGCUUGUGUCCAUGCAAACAUGCCCUUCUCCUGCCAAGGACUUCACUGCUAAAAGCAAGCUCUACUCUUUCCUCAGAGCUCCUUAACCCACAGCCUCUCUCAUCAUCCAGUUGGUAAAGACCUGCAGGCCAUGAGGACUGGUCAACGACAGUGAGAGGACGUGAAAGGGUAAAUCCCUGACCCCCGCAGUCUUAUUUGCUGCCCCGACGUCCCAGCAAACCAGCCCAAGGGUUAACCGUAAGCGGAUGCCUGUAUGGCUGCCUUACUGAUGCCACGCAGGAACAAAGGCAUGAGGACUCGACUGGGCUGCCUGUCUCACAAGUCAGACUCAUGUAGUGAUUUCACAGCUAUUCUUCCCGACAAACCCAACCGUGCUCUCAAGAGGUUAUCCACAGAAGAAGCUACAAGGUGGGCAGAUUCCUUUGACGUGCUUCUUUCUCAUAAAUAUGGGGUGGCCGCCUUCCGCGCCUUCCUGAAGACUGAGUUCAGCGAGGAGAACCUGGAGUUCUGGCUGGCCUGUGAGGAGUUCAAGAAGACCAGGUCAACCGCCAAGCUGGUCUCCAAGGCCCACAGGAUCUUUGAGGAGUUUGUGGAUGUGCAGGCUCCACGGGAGGUAAACAUCGACUUCCAGACCCGAGAAGCCACAAGGAAGAACAUGCAAGAGCCGUCCCUGACUUGCUUUGACCAGGCCCAGGGAAAAGUACACAGCCUCAUGGAGAAAGACUCUUACCCUAGGUUCCUGAGGUCCAAAAUGUACUUAGAUCUGCUGUCCCAAAGCCAGAGGAGGCUCAGUUAGACCUCAGAUGGGGACUCUUGGAAAUCACUGGCCUUCCCCUCCCCUCGCUGCCAAGACCAUAAUCUAAUGUGAAUUGUCAUGGAUGUUCAAAGGCAGUGGCAUUUGGGGUGGGAGGCUGGGGGUGAGGAGGGAACGAAGGGCCAUUCCAAAGUGUGACCCAGCUGCCAGAGCUUGGACUCUUCCAUUUACCCACGUUUGUGUUUGGUUAGUGGUAGCACCCUGCCGCUGUCACCCUUCUCUGGGUCAGCAACUUGCCCUUUAUAAUGCCUUGGGUCAUCUCCACUGAGAAGGCAGAUCCGCUGUGCUAGGCUAAUCUGUAAAUAGAGCAAAUGCAGUUUCCACCACCUCCACACCCUCUCCAGUUAGGAUUCCUGACUCUCCACUUGUCCCGGACCCUGGGAGGAGUAGCUGGAAGAUUUGGCCUCUCUCUUGUGAUUUGCUGUCACAACAUAGUGGCCAGCCUAGGGUGCUGGGACCUCACAGCUUAGGAGAGAAGUCUCUGCAGAAUCCAGUUUUUUUUUAGGAUUGUCAUAUGGAGUCCCAGGUUUCUAGCACAUUGACAGGUGACCUCUGGGAGAGGGUAAACUCCACGGAGUUGGCUCUUCCUUCCAUUUCCAUCGGACCAGUGUGAGAAUCUGUGAUCACUGCCCAUCUUGGCCUAGGAAAUUUGUAAGAUUUCCUUACUCUUCCAUUUCCAGAAAGGGUCUUGGGAGAUUUCCUUCGGAACUUCUGAGUGAAGCUGUCAUUAAGAAAGACACAGUUUGAGAAUCUUCCUCAGUUCUACCAAGAACUUUUCCAGAUGCAGAAUGACCAGGGAAUGUAGCACCAGUAGAAUUUUGUGUCUGUUGCUUAAUGCAUUCUCUGCCCUCGCCUCCCUGUGGCAUCACACAUCACCGAUCUUUUAGGAUGACAGAGAGCUUGGCAAAAGGAGGUGAAUCCCAUAGCAUGACAGCUCUCCCAGUGCCUAAUAUUUUCCCUGUCUCUCCACGUCCCCCUUCCAUGCAGGCUAUGUAAUUAUGAUGGGGGAGAAUGGGAAAUUGGACCAGAACUCCUUGCAGCUUGCUUCCUGGGAACAUGCUUUCUUAGAAAGAUCCUUCUCUUGGCUACUAGGAAACAACUUUCUUCUUGGUCUCUGGUCUUUGGGAUUAAACAUUAAAUAAGUGUGGCUAAGAAGAUCACUGUGAACACCUGGCUGUGGAGACCUUCCAACAAAGCUGUCAUGGUACCCUGGGGCUACUUUGGAAAUGUGUCAGGAAACACUUCGUUGGAGGAUGAAUGAGCAACACAGAACCUUCUCUGGCUGCCCAGGAAAAAGCUGACUUUGCUGCAAGAGCAGUGUCAAAGGAAUGAAUCCUCAGCAGAACGAUCAGAAGGUGAAAGAAGAUCCUGGAAGACGCUCGUAUCCAGGGGAACUGACUUACCAAGAAUGUGGUGGAGGUGCUACUGGGAUAAUUUAUGAUCAGUGGAUUUGGAUUCAUUUCAGAUCUACAAACAUUUUGGCGUGGCUGACAGUGGAUUUGCACGAUUACACACACACUCUGGAGUACAGGGAUGAAGAACUGGUUGAUGGAGCACUCUUCUUUUGUGGGGUGCUAGGUUAUUUUAGAUUAUACUGGGGUUCCAGGGUUUGCAUUCCUGCCCAGUAACUUUGAGAAUCACUCCCUUCCUUAAUACCAACCACAAAAGGCCAAGAAGGCCCUUGAAUCCCACUAGUGAUAGUGCCUGCUGCUGUGCCAUGGCACCUUGUCAUCUGUAAGUGGGGGUUGGCAAAGUCUAUGUGAACUUCAGGAGAGAGAGGACAAUUGCUUCCUAGGCUUCACACUGAAGAGACCUGUGGAAGUUCAUGUUCAAAAACUCAAAAGCCUCACAUUGUAUUCCCAAAUAGAUCAGAUCGUAUCUCCCCACCAUGGUCAAAAACAAUCCUUAGCUAAAGCUGCCAGAACUAACUUAAUGAUUAAUUCUCUAACAGGGUAUUUUGAAAAUUGUUUACAUAUGAAAAGUGCAUCUGCUGCCAACUCUACUGUCGAAGAUGAGGUGCAUAUAAAUUGGGACUGCACAGAGAUAUGGAGAUGUGAAAUGUCCUAGGAGAGCCUUUUCACCACUUCCACCAUCCCAAGGAGAAAGUUCUAAACAAGAAUGCUGUGUGGCCACCUCAACUGGGGCCUGGAGUUCUUGCCAAGUUCUGGUGGAACGAAGGCUGCAGAUGGUGGUAUCAUGGCGCCCCGGUGACUCCCUCCCACCAUGGGAGGUGUGAAGGACCAUGCUUGGGUGUCUUGAAUUUUGCAGCUAGACAAGGGCACGUGGGUGUGUGUCCAUGCAUAUAGUAACAUGAUACAUCUAUUUAUGGUUCUCCCGUGGAGCGUCUCUGUGUGCGUAUGUGUGUGUAAUAAUGUGAACACUGGAGUAGUACAUUGCAGUCAUGAUCUUUCUGUGAGGGUGGCUUCCCUCACACCCUGUAGCCCCUGAUUCCCACAAAAGGCUCAGAGGUCUCUGCUCUGAUGCCCACUUUUAGGCACUUUGGUCAUGCCAACCUAGAUUUUGGUCUGCGAUGAAAGAGAAAUGUUUACAACAUCUAGAGCAAUAUUCAAGCAUACCUCAUCCCUGACCUUCCAUGUCACCAGUCCUGUCUCCCUCUCCCAUUUCCUCCUCCAUGAGCCUCAUACACCUCAUAGUCCGGCAUCCCAGGUGCCAGUUCCAUUGAACGUCUUCCUUUGCUCCUCAUGCCAGGCUUGUGUGGAUGGCCAUCUUCUAGACUCAAGGGUUGGUCUGGUCCUGGAACUUGUGAAGGCUCAAGGCAAGCUUGAGAAGCAGGCUGGGUAGUGCUGGGGCUUUGAGAUCUGCUCUCCAUCUCUGAGUGGCCUUUUGGUCCCAUUGGAGUGCUAACCUGUUUUGCGGCUUGCCAUGGUGGACUGAGUAGAAUAGAGUCAUCGACAACCAUUAGCAACCCUGGGCACCACUGGGGCGAGGAGGGAUCCUCUGAUCAGUGCUCUUAUUAAACUUGAGCAUGCACAGGAAUCACCUCGAAGGCCUGCUAUGAAUGCUAAUUCCCAGGUUCCACACCUAAUGGUGUUGAGCUUAUAGAAUGGGGAGAGUGGGGCCAGAGAUCCGCACUUUUCAUCAGCUCCCGUGUGUGUAGUGACCUGUGGACUCUGAAUAAAGAUGGUCUAGCACAGUGGCUUUCAAACUUGGUUGCUCAUUAGACUUACCUGGAGAGCAUUAAAAACCUGGUAGACCAGGACCCACUCCAGAAGAGCUAAAUCAGAGCUCCACAGGUGGCUCAGGUGUGCAGAGGGGGUCAGGAAGCACUGGCCUGAGGAGUCAGGGGGACACAGCUGAGGGUAAAACAGCUGCAGGGCCAGAGAGGACUGGAGGCCACCCAGAUGCAAAAAGCACAAUGAUCAGGAAACCUGGCAGCUCUGCGUGGGACUCCUGGGGUAGCUGCCUUUGCCCUCCCAGUCUGACUCACUCCUUUGAAGUCAAAGUGCUCUGGCCAAGCACACGCGUGGUUUGGCAGUCAGUGUGCCAGGCUGGGAGCUGAAGGGGACCUUGAUCAAGACAUGCCUCCCCACGCCUUCUGAGUCUCAUUGGCAGUGCUUCCUCCCGUCUGGCCUCCUGGGCCUUGUCCCCUGUUUGUUUUCCCAUGCUCUGUGUUUCGCCGUUUCAUGUCAGGCUGUGCCUCUGUCCCCGAGGCCAUGCAAUAGGGUAGUUGGAACUCAGGUAGCGUGUGCAGAGUGUCGUGGUAGUGACAGUAGUAGUAGUAACAUAACGACUUCCAAAUUUUUCAGUGGAGGGUGUCACAUCCUGGGGAGUAUCAAGAUCUGGGAAGCUUUUCCAAGAUCUCAGGGGGUUUGGUCUUUGUUCCAAGCCCUCUGCUUUCCCUCUUGGUCCCAGGUUGGAUGGGCAGCUGGGAAGCUGCUAGCUAGUUGACUCUCUGGUGCUCUCUCCAGAACUUGCUGCUCCGAUAAACCAAAGCUGUGAAGGCAUCCUGCCCAGAUUGCAGGGCCAGCCGCCGGGUGCAGGCCCUGGGCACUGAUCUGCAGUGGGGCUGAUGGGGCCUGUGACCCUAAGCCCAGGACAAUAGAGAAACUCCGUGUGCUGUGAGGGGAAGGCAUGAGCCUAUUGUGUGGAGAGUUUGGGAAGGAUGGGAUGGGAAGACUGAAGAGGAAGGAGCAGGCAGGAGAGACAAGCUGCGGAUGUGGCGCCUGCUCCUCCAUGUCCCAGAGGGAAAGGUGACAAGGGGCACAUUCAGAGGCAGGAUGGCCUCCCACCAACAAGACUGCCCACUUCUGAGCCAGGCAGAGGAACCCUGGUUUCCCAUCCUCGGCCUUGAAUCUGCCAAGUGUCAGCCCUUUCAAAACCUAUAUCCUCUGGGUUAAAACAAGAAAGGUGGCAAAGUCACUUCUGGCACCGAGAAUCUGUGCCACCAUGCCACUUGGCAUGAGACUGUGGAGGAAGAAGCCAAGAGCCAAGAUGUCUUCCUGUCCCUGUGGCCUCUCAGGACUCCCACAAUGCUCUGGGCCAUGAUGGGAGACUUCAGCAUGGGGCCACUAGCCUUCCCGGGUUCGGGGUCUGGGUCUUUUCAAAUAACUGUUCCUUUCUUGAUUCUUACUCCCUUUGGACCCUUUUGCUCUCUCCCCUCUGCCAGGUGCGGAAAAGGUGGCUGGGCUCCGUGUGCACUCUAACCGCGGUAGCAUUAGCUGGUCACUGGCCAGCACAACAGAUUUGUAGAUGCUCAUCGCCAUAUAAACCGCUUGGCUGAUGGAGUCCUCAUUGAGUUGUUUCAUUACCAUGUAAAGUGGAAUAAUGUCAUUCACCUUUACUAUCAACAAGGCUGUGACAACAUAAUAAACAGAACCUGAACAAGCUGCCCGUUGCUCUCUGCCCACAUUUCUGGUCGGCUGAUUCUUUAUGAGGAGACUCUUCACAGAACACGUGGACUCCUCAGGGGAAGCACGUGGCCUUGCUCUGCAGAGUCUGGCACGGGGUUGGCCACCAGGAAGAGCAGAGGUGUGGGUGGAAAUGGGAGGCGAAUGGUCUGGGAUGAGUGUGGGGGUGGAGAGUAGCUUUGGAUUAUAAGGGUGGCUUUGAAACUGUGAAGUGCUAUACAAAUGCCAGGUGUUAUUUUUAUUUGUAUCACCUACUGUUUGGAAAGGCAGGGAGAGAAAAGGCUGGGGAUGGUUUAUGUAUUUGUUUAGCUGGAGCAACCUGAAAAUGGAGCGAGUUGGUCUAUGGCUGCACCUCACUUUAUACAUUUGACAAGCCUCUGAAAGCUGUGAUCAGCCUUCAAAUCUUUGACUAUUUGGUGAUAAGGUCCCAUAGAGUGGACCAAAGGAGAAUAUGCCA